Messenger RNA from Trichoplax adhaerens, 5109 nucleotides. RefSeq lists its product as uncharacterized. Gene Ontology annotation, biological process: mRNA export from nucleus. Gene Ontology annotation, cellular component: nucleus; cytoplasm; transcription export complex 2. The transcript is spliced from 41 exons. Lineage: Eukaryota; Metazoa; Placozoa; Uniplacotomia; Trichoplacea; Trichoplacidae. The coding region runs from base 1 to 5109 and encodes 1702 amino acids. The record is from RefSeq and is a predicted model, not a curated record.
AUGUUUCGUCCCGACCAAAAUACAGGCGAUGAAAGUAUACCAUUUGCAACUGGAGCUACGCAGAAUGUUAAGAAUAGAUUACGGAUGGGAGCCAAGAGGGGAGGUACUCUCCGCAACCCUAGAUCAAGGGGAAGAAUUGGUAGAGGAAGUAGAAACACAGCUAGGGAUAGAUUUUCUGGUGCGAUACCUGAUGAUGCCGUUGAAAUGACUGAUGUAUCAGGAGGUAGCAAAAAUAUCUUCUCAAGGCUUGGUAACAAUAAAAAAAACAGUCAGCAAAUAUCAAAUAAGAAAGCUGCUUCAUUUAAAAUUCCUACUGAGGCUUAUAAUAAGCCAAAACAAUCAAACUUUGUUACAAUGACUCAAGCUCCUACCACUGAUUUCAGUUCUAGUAACGACGUAUUCCCAACAUUGAAUAAAGAACCAUCUCAAGCUUUCAUGCAAGAUACAGAUCCAGCGAUACCUGUUCAAUUCGGCAAUACAGCAACAAGUGGCGUUGGUAAUAGUGUGUUCUCUCGACUUGGCAAUAAUCAAAUUACGAAUUCCAGUCAAGUUGUGGACCAAGGAUUUUCAAGUAAUAAUUUCAAAAAAGAUAGUACUAUACAAGGAAAAGAUGAACACUAUGAACAAUCACAGAGAGUAAGUUCAAGAGGUAACCGAGGUGCUGAAAGGGGUAGAAUAAGGGGUGAUAGAGGACGUGGUGGUAGAAGUAGAGGUAGAGGUAGAGGCAGAGUAAAAGUUGGUCCAGUGGUCACGGCUUUGUUUAGUGGGAGAGGAAGAGGUCAGUAUCCAUCAAAUACUGCGAGAGGUUCACCACUUCAACGUAGAAAUAUCAGUAGGCAGAGAGGAACUGGUCGCGGCACUCCUUCCAACAUUAAUGAAGAAUAUUUAGGAUAUGAACAAGGCAAUUCAAACGAAAGUGAUCUCGUGUCUACCAACGAAAGCUUGGAUACAGAUGUAACUCCUAACUCAACAGCAGGUCGAAAACAGUUUCGGAAACCGUUUCGAAAUACGGGUCAGUUAUCACUUACCUGGGCUAAGCGGGGAAUUGGUCGUAUUGGAGCCUUGCCUUCUCCAACUGCGAGAGUACCUCAAACUCUUGCACAGAAACAAAGACUAAGUUCUGGACAAAAAGUUAAUCCACAUAAAGGAUCUUAUAAAGUGGAUCAUAGAUUUGAAUAUGAUGCCAAUUUGCAGGAAAAAAGUGCUACAAUGGGCGCUAAUUUCAGUACGAUUGAUAACAAUAAUUUAAAAGUAAUGCAAACAGAUGGAAGAAAUUUUAAGGACCUUGCAAGUGCUAAUAAUUCUUCGCUAUCAGAAACUGGUAAUUUUAGUGGAUUUCCAGACUUCAAUCGUGCUACCUCGCAAGAUUUUAAAAAAAGCCAAGACAAUGUAGUGAAUGCUUUUACUGAUAUCGUCGAUAAAAGAAUGCGGGCAAGUAAGCAAAAUGAUACUCCACUGGUGAUGGCACAACCCCCCAACUUAACAAGAGUAACUAAAGCUACAGCGGAAGGAAAACUUACCGCUGCAGCCUUGCCGUUUAAGGAUAAAAUUGCUAAUGAUAUCGGCGAAUGCUACGAUAUUCUAUUAGAAAUUGACACUAACCUAAGAAAAGAGCGUCCUCCAGAAUCUGUAUCAGAGCAGGAAAAGAAAGCCUUUGGUACGUGUCGUGAGAUGUGUCCGGAAAUUGAAUAUUAUAGGCGUGCAAAACAAGACCGGUUCAGUAUAUAUGAGAGCGAGCCAGGUCGCAAGCACUUUGUACGUGCUAUAGCCGUAAAAGAAUACAGCGGCUCGGCUGCUGAUAAGGAUGAGCCCAUGCCGUAUGAACUCCGCCCUGUGAAAACUCUCUCGUUGACAAUGGAUUAUAUUAUCGUGAAAGUGAUUAAUGGAGAUCGGAGAGAUGUUGGUGAAUGGUUCGAUUUCGUUUGGAAUAGAACUCGAGCUAUAAGAAAAGUAUAUAGCACCGGAAUGGCAUCAUUAACUUUAGAUCGUUGUAGAUUAACAAGGACAUUACCAUACAACGCCUUUGUGAUUUAUCGAGUGCGGAUUUGGUUGAAAAAUGUGCAAGGUAUGCUAUUCUAUCAGGGUCUCAAGCCAGAGGGUGAAGCUGAAUUUAGGUGCUAUGACAUUUUAAUUCAUGUAAAUGAAGGAGAUAUGUUAAGGCAAGCUCAAGAAUAUCUUCCUGAAGUGUUCAACUCUGACCCUGUCCAAUUUGCAAUUUCGGUUGCACAGGCUGUUGCUAGUAAUAAUUACAUUAAGUUUUUCAAAUUAAUAAAGUCGGCUCCAUAUUUAUGUGCAUGUCUAAUGCACCAGCAUUUCACUCAGAUGCGAAUAAAGGGUUUACAAUGUAUGAUUCGGUCAUAUUCUAUGGGAAAAAAAGCUGUUGCCUAUCCAAUGAAAAAGUUUAUUAGGCAACUUUUUUUUGAAAACGAUGAAGAGGCGUUUAAUUUCUGCCACGAACAUGGACUGACUGUGAAUGAUAAUGAUACUGAAUUAGUGAUACAACUGGACAGAAAUUCAUUCACUGCUUGCGAUAAGAGAAUUAUUCCUCAUAGGUCAUCUGCUAUUGAAGAGAAAAGGAGAAAUUUAACUAUUGGAGAAAUUGUGUAUGGAAGCAGCUUACCGGAUGUUUCUGUACAAGUUCCAUCAUCAAGUUUUGAUGAAUCUUUAAGGUUUAUUGGUUCUUAUUGGAAUAUGGAAGAGACUAAAAUAAUAUCACCGGUUCGCGAGAGCAACCGAGCGAUACCUAGGGUAUCGCCAGUUAGAGAAGCCGUACCAACUCAUGUUCCUCAAAUAUCGAACUUUAUACCGGAAAUUGUACCGAAGAAAGUUAAAGCACCUGCAUUUACAAACACAGAGAUCGAAAUAGUUGCGAAAAUGAUUAUAGAAACAACAGUACGCGGUAUGGUGAUGGAAACCUGUCGGUCGACAUUAAAUGAUGUGAGGAAGCAGCGUGAACUGGCCUUGACCGAAGAAAAACUGAACAGGCAAAGAAUAGUACAGCAAGAGAGACGAAAGAAAGAGAUAAUAGAUGUUUGUGCUUCUACAACCUGCAAUAAUUUAAUUGACGAAGUUGUUAAUGAUGCAGUACAACAGUCAUUGAUACACCUAAAGACAGCUAUGAUUAAUAAUACCAGAAAAGAAAAACUGACUCAGUUAAUAAACAAGAUUUCGUUGGAUGUACACAAGACUAUUAUGGAUGAUUGUAUUUCUACGGUUGCUGCAAAAUAUGUUGAUGAAGAAAUGAAAAAGGAGAAACAGCGUAUAAUGAAACUAAACGGCUUUUUACGUACUAAAAACAUAGCUUUAUUGCGUAAUUUUUUUCUGAGAUGGAAAUCAGUGAAAGCUGAGUUCGAUAAAUUGCGAACUGCUUUGGGCGAAUUCCCAAGUCAUCCGCUUUUUUAUGACCCCUCAGGAGAGAAUCAUGGAAGUACAACAGAUCCAAAGAAUGAAGAACGAGAGUGCCAUAAAUUGGACGUUAGUUUAGUAAUAGAAGAUUUUGAUAUAGCUGGGAAUUUAAAAGGUGCAACACUUGGCGUAUGUGAAAUGAUUGCAACACGUCUGGCCAAUAAACUGAAAAAUGCACCAGUUGUUGAUACGAUAUGGUGGAAAUUAGUCAUUGUGAUAUCGGCAAAGGAUUUAUGCAAUGUCAAUAUAUACAAAAGUCUUUUAUCUGUAUAUGGAAUAAAGGAAAACUUUCGAGAAAGCGAAAAUUUUACAAUAAAAACGUGCUUGAUAAGUCAUGUUCAUCGUGUCAUAAAUGCAAAUCUUUGCUAUAGGAUUGUUUUCGAAGAUGACAUUACUGAUUCUACUUUGAUUGGAACGAAUGGGAUUUUAUUUUUAUUAAACGAGACUGACAACGUGUCACUGCAGAGCCAUUGGAUGAAGCAGAGAAAGCGAUUAGAAAAGUUAUUUAAGAGUCUAAGCAACAAUUAUCAAAUACCGAUGGCUAUUUGCCUAAUGGAUUUUUUAAAAGAAAUAAGUAUAUCAGAUUUAAAAUCGUAUAUAAAUACUCUAACAGCAUCAUGUGGUGCAAAUGUUUUAGUAUGCGACUCGGUAUUUCGAUUAAAUCAAGAUAGUAUUGAUUUAAAUCAAAUAUAUAAUAUGAACAGCUGGCUUGCUGAUAAUAGUUGCUUCGUGCCACGCCUUAACCGUCAAAACAUUAUGGAUGCAAUUUGUGAAGGUUUUCAAAUUCAUUUUGAAACACCGGCAUUGCAGAAUUACUAUGAAAGAGAAAGAUUGAAUUCAUCUCAAUUGGAACCGGAGAUACUCAUAGCCUUAUACAAUGCCGUUGUUCAAUAUAUUGCUUAUACAAUUGGAAACGAAAAGUUAAACGAAUUAUCUUAUCCUGCUUCAGAAUUCAUUAAUAGUGUUCACUAUAGAAAUGGUAAUUGGGAGAACGAAUCAAUAAGGUAUCUGGAAUAUUUUAAGCUUUUGGAUAAAAAUCUUGGCUUUACGCAAAGAAUUGAAAACCUCUUAAAUCGAGCAGGCAUAUGUCAUAGCCAUGAUCCUCGGUUUGUGCCUUGGACGCUUGGCUUAGAUGAAUACCUGCAACUUCGCCUUGGAAGUUUAUAUUCAAGUGCUGCAGAUGAUAUCGGAAUUUAUGACCUGCCACCGCUUAAUACCGUAGAAGUAUAUUAUUUAAUAGACGAGGCUGAUUCAUUUGUCGCGCCAACUGAAUGGAUAGAAGUUAACAACGUAUAUAAUUCAUUAGCCCUUGAGCCAAGUUUUAAUGCAGAUUCCGAAACGACUGAGAUCAAUUAUUUAGAUCUUGAAGGUACUACAAAUAGAAGCGAAUUAAAUCAUUUCGCGACAAAGGACCGAAAUGAUACUGAUUUGUGGAAAUCGCUCAGCUAUCUAGACUCCGUGUUAAAAAAUGAAGAGAAGGAAACUAACCGGCUUGGGUACCUACUGGAGCAGCAAUUUGCUGAUCAUUCGUCAGAAGACCAAUCAAAAAACUUGCAAGUUAUUGUAAAAGAACAGUUAAAUCCGGAGAUAAGAUUAUCAAAUGAAAUUGAAAAUUUCUUAGAUACGACAACGAAAUUACAAUCGCUCUAUAACACAGAUUUGAGAGCAACUAAAGAACUACUUGGAGCAGAAAGCUCAUGCUAA